Molecule: messenger RNA, 711 nt
Organism: Rotaria socialis
Lineage: Eukaryota; Metazoa; Rotifera; Eurotatoria; Philodinida; Philodinidae
Source: the annotation of a GenBank genome assembly
AUGAGUUUUCAAUGGACAUUUCUGGCGACAUUUCUCUAUUGUGAAAUAGUUGUUGUUAUUACUCUUCUUUUGCCAUUCAUUUCACCCACGAUUUGGCGAACACUUUUCAAGUCAAGACUUGUAGCAGCAUUCUCAGCUGGAUCAAAGUAUUAUUUUAAUUUUAUAAUAUUUAUAUUCGGCUUAUUAUUUAUCGAUUCAAUUCGUGAAUUAAGAAAAUAUUCUAAUAUUGAUGCAAAAGAACUAACAACGCCACAUAGUGAAGCACAUGCACAUAUGAAAGAGUUUCGUUCACAAAGAAAUUUCUACAUUGCUGGCUUCGCUCUUUUUCUUUGGUUUGUAAUUAAACGUUUAAUUAGUCUUCUAUCGGCUGUUGCACGUAAAAUGGCUGAGUCAACUGCAGCACGUAAGCAAGCUGAAGGUGCUCAUCGUCAUUUACAAGAAGCCAUGCAGAAUAAUGAUUCAGAUAAGCUUAGCCAACAAGAAAAAUCAACUUCAUCAGGUCAAGGAUCAAAUUUUAUUGAUCCAAAAGAAUAUGAUGCUGAAAUUGAAAGAUAUAAGAAAGAAGCCAUUCAAGCGCGUGAAGAUAUAGAAGCAUUGCGUGAAAAAUAUGACACUUCAGUACAAGAAUAUGAUAAACUUUGUAAUGAACAUCAAAAAUUACAAAAUAAAUUGGAUGUUUUAGCAAAAAAUGAAUCAGCAAAAGAUAAAUAA